Messenger RNA from Pygoscelis adeliae (Adelie penguin), 917 nucleotides. RefSeq names its product mitochondrial trans-2-enoyl-CoA reductase (gene MECR). The transcript has 9 exons. Gene Ontology annotation, cellular component: mitochondrion. The coding region runs from base 46 to 822 and encodes 258 amino acids. Gene Ontology annotation, biological process: fatty acid metabolic process. The record is from RefSeq and is a predicted model, not a curated record. NCBI's taxonomy places the organism in Eukaryota, Metazoa, Chordata, Aves, Sphenisciformes, Spheniscidae. Gene Ontology annotation, molecular function: trans-2-enoyl-CoA reductase (NADPH) activity.
GACCUCGAGGUGGCUGAGCUGGGGGACUCCGAUGUCCACGUCAAGAUGUUGGCAGCCCCCAUCAAUCCCGCCGACAUCAAUAUGAUCCAAGGGACCUACGCCAUCCUCUCCCCCCUGGGGGUGUUUCCCGAGGAGAUGCUGCUGAAGGUGCCCAGCGACAUCCCGGUGCUGUGCGCCGCCACCCUGAGCGUCAACCCCUGCACGGCAUACCGCAUGCUGGCCGACUUCGAGACCCUGGCGCCGGGUGACUCCAUCAUCCAGAACGCCGCCAACAGCGGCGUGGGCCAGGCUGUUAUCCAGAUUGCCAAAGCCUCUGGCAUCAAGACCAUCAACGUGGUGAGGGACAGACCUGAUCUCCCAAAGCUGGUGGAGAGGUUGAUGGCCCUGGGCGCAGACCACGUCGUCACGGAGGAGAUGCUGAGAAAGCCAGAGAUGAAAGAUAUAUUUAAGAGCAUCCCGAAGCCCCGGCUCGCCCUGAACUGCGUCGGAGGCAAAAGCACUACGGACAUGCUGCGGCAUCUGCAGCCCAAAGGGACCGUGGUCACCUACGGCGGGAUGGCAAAGCAGCCCGUGGUGGUGCCUGUGAGCGCGUUCAUCUUCCGGGACUUGCGGCUCCGCGGCUUCUGGAUGACCCAGUGGAGGAAGGACCACGCGCAGGACCAGGAGGGCCUGGCCAGCAUGAUGGACGCCGUGUGCCAGCUCAUCCGGAGGGGGCAGCUCACCGCGCCGGCCUGCACCGAGGUCCCGCUCCAGGACUACAAGGCAGCACUGGAGGCAUCCAUGAAGCCCUUCACGUCCUCGAAGCAGAUCCUUCUCCUCUGACCCCCCGAGACCUUGGCUUGUGGGCAGCAGCGGGCUGAGCCCAGUGCUUGCUCCACUCCACCACAGCCAAGCUUUCCCUUGCUGCCUUGUCGACA